GUUUUUAAACAUUUUUUAUUGUUUUUCUGAAAGUCCCUGUGAGGGGAGGGCUUAGAAGACCACUCUUUAUAAAGUGUCUUCUUCAAACUGCUACAAGAAGGGGAAGACAACAGUCGUAUCCGGAGUUUCCAUCUGAUUGAUUUAGCCAUGAAUCUCCUCUGUUGGGUGAUGAUGGUCCUGGGGAUUUAUGUCCAGCAAUCAGUUUCACAGAUGGCACAGUGUUUCAGUGAAUUUUCCCGAUCCAAUGGGAUUUGUGGUGAUCUUUUGGGUGAGGUUAAAAUCCAGGACUGUUGUAUUAACCCUAACUAUGGCUACGUAGAAGCAGAUGGGGUUUGUAAAUCCUGUGGCCGGGCUGCAUGGUCUGAGUGGACUCGCUGGAGCAAGUGUACAGUGAGUUGUAAAGACGGUGUUCGGCAAAGGCGAAGAAUGUGUUACGGAAUUGGUUCUUGCUUAGACCCUGAGAAUCUGGGAUCGAUUCAAACCGAACCUUGUAUGGAACAGGACUGCUGCCCAGUGGAAGGUGGUUGGUCAGGGUGGGGGAACUGGCAGCCAUGUUCAGUCACAUGUGAAAUUGGAAUUAAAAAAAGGCAAAGAAGCUGCUCCAACCCACUUCCGCAAUGUGGGGCCACCUGUAAAGGUGAAGCAGAAGAAACCGCAAGCUGUAAUACUGAAGUUGUCUGUCCUACUCAUGGCGGGUGGUCUAGUUGGGGAAAAUGGGGUCCCUGUCAAGGAACUUGUGCUAAUGAAGGGCAUGAGCCCCCAAUGGAAUUUCGUAAAAGGACGUGCACCAACCCCCCUCCGUCUUCAGUUCCACGUGGACGAGACUGUGAGGGAUUUGACGAGGACAGACAAUUUUGCACAGGAUUACCUUUCUGUCCAAUUAAUGGAAACUGGGGUCCUUGGUCAGAGUCCACACCCUGCACUGUGACAUGUGGUGUGGGCAGAGAGUCACAAAGACGGAAAUGCGAUUCCCCUGAACCCAAAUAUGGUGGCAAAUAUUGCGAUGGUGAUGCCAUAAAAACUGGUUCCUGUACAGUUCCUGUUAACUGUCCUAUUAACGGAGUAUGGACCGAAUGGAGUCCAUGGAAUUCUUGUAAAAAACGUUCCCAUAAAAAAAUCGCUUGCAGGCUCAUAGAUGGAAUCCGAACUAGAACGAGGGAGUGUGUUGGCAGAGAAUUUGAAGGAAGUUUCUGUGAUGGAGAGAUUGUGGAUCAUGGCGACUGCUAUGAUAUUAGUGGCUGUGAAAUGAAUGCUAUGUUGUCAGAGUGGAGUACCUGGAGUUAUUGCAAACCAGACUGUGGGUCACAAUCUAACCGAACAAGAGAAAGAGUGUGUACUGCUAACAUCUCUGCAUACAGGGUCCAGGACAUCAAUCUUUUCGAUGGGAAACCGAAUAUUAAUUGUAAAGAUCUGAAAACUGAAACAGAGACAACCGAAUGUAAAAAUUUACCCGAGUGCUAGGAGCUGAAACCUCAUCAACUGGAAAGGACAUCAAAAGCUUGCUAUUGUUAUAUUAAAAAAAUAUAGAGAGAUAACACAUUGUAUUACUCGUUUUAUGAUAUGGAAUGAUUAGCAUUGGAAUGAUGCCAUUGUUGAUUACAUUUCGAAAUCGUUUUUUAACGCCUGUUAUGAAGCAAUAUUUUCAAGUAUUAAUCUAACUGUAUAUGUUAUAAACUAAUCCUGCUUUUAGAAAACCGUUUCGAGAAAAUAUAAGGAAAAGACACGAGCCAGCCAGGAGUCGAACCUAGAAUCUUCUGAUCCGUAGUCAGACGCGUUAUCCAUUGCGCCACUGGCCCGACGAGUUUAUGUCGAAACCACGCAACACUCUGAACCGUGUCACGUAUAACUGUACACUUUUAUAAUUGUAUUAUAAGAUGGGUUUUUUUAAACUCAAGAUAACAGAUUUAUUAAUGUUGGGUAGAGUAUUCCUUUAAAAGAGCAUAUAAAAGAGCAAGGCAAACAAAUAGAACGCCACAUUUAAAUAACGUCCAGACAAUGUUACCUAUGACGUUUUUCUCUCAGACGUAAGGUUAUUAUUUGUAAAACGCCACAUAAUUGUAGAGGGUUCUCAGUGCAGAGAUAAAAGAAAAAAUGUCGAACAGUCAACGUUUAUAGGUAACUUAGCCCUUGACAAACAGAGUUUCGACAGUUGCAUAGACAUCUGUUAUAAGAAUGGCAUGCGGAAGUAAAUGAUAUCAUGAGGUCUCUAUAGUUCCAAGCAUUGCAUUGAAGCCCAUUCAUUUCACUGAUUCCCAAACACAUUCACUUCUAAGUUAAUCAAAUCCAGCUGUGUAAAACUCGUGUUUUGUUAUAAGUAUGUUUUUGAAACAAUUUUCCUCAAUAAAUAUGUUUUUCUGUG
Messenger RNA from Triplophysa dalaica, 2359 nucleotides. Its product is annotated as properdin-like. NCBI's taxonomy places the organism in Eukaryota, Metazoa, Chordata, Actinopteri, Cypriniformes, Nemacheilidae. The coding region runs from base 148 to 1461 and encodes 437 amino acids. The record is from RefSeq and is a predicted model, not a curated record. The transcript is spliced from 11 exons.